Morone saxatilis (striped sea-bass) is the source of this 6139-nucleotide messenger RNA. It is a transcript of the gene mafk, whose product is annotated as v-maf avian musculoaponeurotic fibrosarcoma oncogene homolog K. The coding region runs from base 935 to 1474 and encodes 179 amino acids. The record is from RefSeq and is a predicted model, not a curated record. Gene Ontology annotation, molecular function: RNA polymerase II cis-regulatory region sequence-specific DNA binding; DNA-binding transcription factor activity, RNA polymerase II-specific. NCBI's taxonomy places the organism in Eukaryota, Metazoa, Chordata, Actinopteri, Moronidae. The transcript has 3 exons. Gene Ontology annotation, biological process: regulation of transcription by RNA polymerase II. Gene Ontology annotation, cellular component: nucleus.
UGUCUGUCUGUCGGGGUUUGUUUAUUUAUAGCCUAUUUUCUGUCACUCGAAUGAGCUUUUUGGGGAAGGUGGAAGUGAAAUAAACUCUGUGAUUGUCCCGUUUAAACAAAUUCCUACAAGACAUUUUCACAUCCCCUUUAACCCUGGCCCUCUUUUGCAUUUCAACGCGGGAUUUAAUAAAGGCUGCUAUAAUGCAAAUACCAGCCUGCUUUGACAUUGGAAACAACACGUGGUCUGCAUUUUAGACAUGUGGGACAAAGGGCACGAUGAGAAGUUGGACCACCAGGGCUGACUGGCCUACACAGGAGAAACAAACAGUCACUAAACAGCAGGAGGAGAGCAUAUUUCCACAACCCAUAAAUCACUCUGGAAGAAGAAAGGCCUUUUAUCUUAUCUUUCUGAUUAGCUUUCAUUUCUGGGCCACAUAAAUCUUUAGGACCUGGGCAAAGAUAAGGAAACGGUGUCCUGAAAGUACAGUUAGAUUAGUUUUUAUAAUUAGAAUAAUAACACAAUUUACCUGAGAAAUAAUACCCGCUCGUCUGUCUCCUGUGUCCACAUUUUAGUUUGUCCUUUGUCUGUUAUUGAUUAACUUGGACUCGUGACCUUUUAAGGCCAUUGUGAUUAAUAUAUGGAAAAUAUUUGUCUUGUUCCACUUUGAUGGUCACAGAUUUGUGCCGAGAGGCUUUUCUGAUUCACUGUUGUUUCUGGUGGGUGCACAGUGUCUGCUGCUUUCAGAGAGGCAGUGGGAGCGGGUGCACUCUUCUGUCAUGAGGUUAACAUGUGGUUCAAUCACCAAAGUGAUGAUGUCUUCCCCCGGAUAGAGAAGUAUCAGCGGCUGACUCAUCUCACCACUGCAGCAGCCUGUGACCGUGACAAGGCACAUUGGGAGAAAUUCCCCAGAAAAACACAGGAGAGAGUUUAAUUAUCACCAGACAUGAACGAUUUCUCAUUUCACUGUGUGUCUUCUGUGAGAUUCUGGACAGUUGUCUGUAUGCAGGGAAUGACGACUCAUUUUAAGACGAGCAAAGCUUUAAAGGUCAAGAGGGAGACUGGCGAAAAUGCCCCGGCGCUCAGUGAUGAUGAGUUGGUAGCCAUGUCCGUGCGGGAGCUCAACCAGCACCUGCGUGGGUUGACCAAAGAGGAUGUUGUGCGAUUGAAGCAGCGGCGACGGACCCUGAAAAACCGGGGCUACGCCGCCAGCUGCCGCAUCAAACGUGUCACCCAGAAGGAGGAGCUGGAGAGACAAAAGAUAGAGCUGCAGCAAGAGGUGGACAAGCUGGCACGUGAGAAUGCCAGCAUGAGGUUGGAGCUGGAUGCCCUGCGAGCCAAGUAUGAGGCCCUGCAAUGUUUUGCCCGGACUGUGACCCGCGGGCCCCUCUCGCCGGGAAAGGUGGCCACCACCAGCGUUAUCACCAUCGUCAAGUCCGCCAACCACAACAACUCCAGCCCGACCCCGUUCUCAGCUCCCUCCUAGUGUUGACAGGACUGGGCUCUCCUUCUCCUGCCUGGUCCUUCCCGGUUCUGACCCAGCCUGAACCCACUCAUCCUGUACUGAGAGGAUGCUCAGUAGUUAGACUGAGGGAUGGAAUGGGGUGGCAAAAGCUCUAUUUGAUGUUAUGCUGCAUUCACAACUCUGUCUCCCUCCUUCUGUCUCUCUUACACAAUAUACGUUGUCUGUGCACUGUGCAAACCCCCCCGCCCCUUCCCGACCCCCAGCACCGGCAGGGUAUUGGACCUCUGUGACCCUUCCAAAAUGACUGAUAGCAGAGAUUUGCUUUUACUCCAGUGUGAAAAAGUAUUUGACAUGCCUUACUGUGGCCGCACUGGCCUAGGACAGCACUUAUACUUAAUGCUAUUAAGUAUAAAAUAAGAGAUUUAAGUAGUACAUAUUUGACAGUAAAGCUAUCUGUGAAGCCUAUGCCAAAUCACAUUUUCUUGUGUCUCAAUGUAAAUUGAGCCUUUGAAGCUCUUGCCUUAAAAGGAUCAGUGAGUGAUCUAUAUAAAUUAUUAUCUAAUAAUUGCAUGUAGUUUAACACAAGAUGAUUUAUCGUUCCAGCUUUGAGGUUACCAGUGGUUUCAAACCAGUUGCCUUUAAGUGCCAGCCAAACACAACAACAGAUGUUUUCACUGAUUAGUAUCUCUUGUCUUUUUGCUAAGCAAAAAACACCUGUUGUUGAAUUUGGUUGGAGUGAAAACCUGCCAACACAUGGCUGUCUGUGGCCUGUUUGGAGAGUACUGCAUUAUCCAGUUUGAUAACUGACCAAUGUUUAGCUAAAGGUCUCCAUUUGUGAUGCGCAGUUGUUAAUAUAUUUCUGUUUUAGUUAUGCAAAGUUGUACUUGGUGGUCAGUUAAAUAGCCAAAUAGCUAAUUUCAUAUUUAGGAAGUAAUACUAGAGAACAGCAGUCAGUACACUCCAUUAGGGGCUUCCAUACAUGUACUUAUGGUGGUCUAAUUUGGCAGUUUUGAAGUAAUAUUUUUCAUUUGUGUUUGAAGAGUUUAAAACUCAACCAUUAGGCCAGAAUUUGUAUGCAAGCCCUUGCUGGGCUAUAUUGUCUCCCCUUGUAAAAUAUUACUAUAGAUAGCAAUGUAUGUCCUUUUCUCUCCUAUUGGCAACUAAUCCAAGAAAUGCUUGAUGCUAGUAUUUUGGUUGAGAAAUGAUUUGUCAGUGGGACUGAAAAGUGAUACAGUGUACAGUUACAGUUAGCCAUGUUUCUGAAGACAGGGUGUUGGUCAGGCGCUGCAAGUGAUCCUGUUUGCGUCUUUGUGGCCCUUUUGAAUAUUUGAAUAUAAGAUAUUUUUCAAAAUGUAUGCUUCUAAUAUUUUGAAAGAGCUGUUUUCCACAUAUUAGGAAUUCUACUUGUUAAAAUAGGUAGAUUUGGGAAUGUUAAAUUAGAAAAAUAUUAAGGAGCAUUUUGGGCCAUAUUUGUUUGGAUUCAUAAGAUUUGACAUUGCCCAGUGCCUAUCAUUACAUAGCACUUAAAAGGAAACUGUUAAGAUACAGUAUAAGAGAAAAUAAUUCACAGGGCAACUCAUCCCUAGAAUUGCAGAAGAUGACGAAGAAAAACUGUUCUUGCCUUGUUUAAGUUACUGGGGCUUAAUUGCAUGAUGAUUCAAUGUGGUGUGACCACUUACUGCAAGGUCAAGCCUAUUGUAACUAAGGAUGGUAUACUGUCUAUGUAUGCUGCAGCACUGAUUGGGUGAUGUUUUGCCUCUUUUCUUAUAUAUGCCACUCUUUGGUAGGUAAUCCAUAUUGGAUAUAGUGAUAAUGAGAGAGGUCCUUACAAGUGAAAUGCAAUUCAACUUACUUCCUGUAUAUUACAGACUACCGAAAUGACAAAGCUCUCACUGCCUCCGUUGUCACUUUACAUUGAGAACUCCGUCCAAAUAGAAAUCAUUCCUACUGCUGGGUCACGAGAAGUGCUGCUGCUGGUGUUGGUAACUCUGAUACAGUAGCUAUUUACCUUGCUUUUGACACACUCUUCUGCAAGAGAACUCCUGACACCCAUCUCUAGAAACAGUGGUGUCAUGACAACUAAAUGCAGUAAACGCCUUCCUCCUGUUGUACAUUUUGAGAUAUUUAAAUAUGAAAUUAACUUGAAAUCAAGCCGUUCUUACCGAGGAUCCAUUCCUAAUUUGGAGUGAAGUCAAUAGAGAUUGUUCAUGUCAGGAUUCUCUCUUGGCUAAGAGGACAUGACUGUUCUUCCCCUGUUCCAUAGCUGCAAAGAACAGUAUGGGGAACUUUGCUGCUGUACAACCUGCUGUGAUUUUUUAAGCAGGGGCAUUGCUGUGUUCUUACUCUCAUUUUGUAUUUUCACUUGGUUUCUAUGUUGAUACAUCCCAUGUCCUCUUUCUGAUACUUAGUUUUGUAUGCAUAUACAGUAUAUAAAUAUAUAUAAAUAUAUAUAUUGCAUAUUUUUCUAUAUUUAUGUCUUUUACUAUCCUGGGAGUGGUGUGAUUAUGUAAUCAUUCUUUGAAGUCUAAUUAUGUUGAUGCUGACCUUUUCCUGAAAAAGUUGUAUUCACAUUUACAAUGAGAAAACUAUUCUCAUAACUUAAGUCUUCUUUGUGAGUAUUUAUACCCCAUGAAUAGUUCUUCUCAGCACAUUUACUAUUUGUCUAAUUCACAAAUUGGACAGGGUGUGUCUAGGGUUACAUACAGGCUGCAGCUAAUUAUCAACAGUCAAGAAUGAAUUGCUUAUAAACUGGGAAAUUACAUUCUGACUGCAGAUUCACAUUGUUAGGAAAGACCCCAUGGGCAUCUGCCAUAUUUUACUUCAUAAUUUGUAAAUCUGUUAUAAUGUCUGAGUGUCGCAACAAACAAUACAAAUUAAAAUGUAAUUCAUUAAGAGGCUGGUAGUCAAAAUAUAUAUGUCAAAGGAAUUUAAAGGUAACACAUUCAAAAUUAUUUCUGUAUCAUUUGGAUGGAAAUGUAUGCCAAACAUUUACUUUACUUUACUUUAGCAUGGACUCAGUGAUCUCAAAUAUUGAAAACAAUUGUACAUAAUUCAAGAGCACAUUGGUCUGAUGUGAUCAGAUUUAAAAUGGUGUAAUAUUGACUACAUGUUCAGUUCUCAGUUGGGCCUUCAGGGGCUCAUUAGCUUUAGAAAUAACAAAUAAAGAAUAUUUCAUUUAGAAAAAGAGAACAUUUGCUCUUAUUUUGGAGUAUUACCCUACACAUGAACCUAGUCAGUUCUGAUGAUGGUAAUGCUUUUAUAACCGCUAGGAAACCUUACCAGAAAAUAAUUCUAAAGCCUGUCCACUAAGGCCCUUUUAAGUUUAAGGUCUGUUAUAAGCCUGAGUUAAGAUUGAGUCAGAAGAGUAUAUAGAUACAUACAUACAACAUGUUUACAAAAGUCAUUUUUCAUCACAUUAACUUACAAAACCAUUACAGUGACCUCUUAUGAUAGACUUUCAAAAUAAAAUGCUGUAAAAUUAAGCAUUUAAAUUUUUUUAGCACUUAUUAUUAAAUGUGGAUAUGAGUUGGUUGCUUUUUGAGAGCACACCUUAAAUUAAUAUUGAUAUAUAAUAUAAAAAAUGUUAACGUUUAUAUUUCCGUAUCUUCUAAAAGACAAACCUUUAUCCAGGUGAAACAAGUACUUUGUUGUAAAUCCUACAUCCAGUGUGACCAAGCAGAGGUCCAUUCAUGCUCUCAAACACAUGUUGCUCUUCGGUUAGCGUACCACAAGCAAGUAUUUGCGUUGUGUUUUUUUUUUACAAGACAUUGUUUUCUUAAAUAAAAGGAGACCUUCAAAAAGUUAUUCAGUCAAUCAUUUUAGGGAGCAUUAUACAGAAAUGUAGUUACGGUUAUGGGUGAAAACAGGCAUAACCAUUUCCUUCCAAGGAUGUUUACUGGGUCUCAGCAGCCUUUUUACUUCUUACCCACAGUUGAAGUGACUGAAUCAUGUCAUACUAGGGAGCUGUAAAGAAACUUUCAGAUAUCAGCAGUUAUUUUACAUUUUUAUAUGAACCAUAACAAUGCAAAUGUAUUAGGUUGCUCAUAUGUAUUGACUAGGUAUUCAAGGUUAAUUUAAAAUUUCUUCCUGAAAACAUGUCAUUGAUUAAAUAAGCUUUCAUACACAGCUUUGCCAGUCCUACAAGCUACAGUAUUUAAUUCUAGCCAUGUAGAAAGUCAGUUUUAUUAUUGUAGAUUGAAGCGGUUUGGACUAUAAAUUCAGAAGAAGUUCCAUAAUAUAAGGAACUAAGCAUGUGUGUGGAUGCUAUGGUUGUGGGUGAAAUGCAUUACGUUAUGUUAUUAAGUUUUUAUGUUUGUAUUUUAGAAUAAAUUGAUUUCCUUGUUCUAGUCUUGUGGUUACAUGUUGAGGCUUAAUUAGUGACUGUCAAUAAAUAGUGACUGUAAACGAGGACAGUAAUAAGGCAGCAUAAACUGAUUACGUACCCUUCACAACUUGACAUUACUCUGCUCAUAUAUAUUUUAUAUUUAUUUCAUUGAAUUGUGUAAUUUUAUUAAAAAAAAACACCUAAAUUAUUUUUAUUUUACAUGUUUUCUCAAUGAACUACCCUCAUGUACAAAUAAAAUCUGUAUUUGUUUCUGCUCUGAUUUAAAGUAUGGUAAAUUAUUCUUAUAAAUAGGUCUGCUGUGUCUGUUUUUGUACUUUCAAAUAAAGCUUUUUUUUCCUCAU